Messenger RNA from Saprolegnia parasitica CBS 223.65, 1014 nucleotides. RefSeq names its product serine/threonine-protein phosphatase PP1-beta catalytic subunit. Gene Ontology annotation, cellular component: nucleus; cytoplasm. The transcript is spliced from 6 exons. Lineage: Eukaryota; Oomycota; Saprolegniomycetes; Saprolegniales; Saprolegniaceae. Bases 59 to 967 code for a protein of 302 amino acids. The record is from RefSeq and is a predicted model, not a curated record. Gene Ontology annotation, molecular function: protein serine/threonine phosphatase activity.
CCGGGGGUUUCCAAGGGCGAGCGUUUUGCAGACAACAACUUGGUUCGUAGAAGUUGCGAUGGAUGCGGGCAACCUCGAAUGGGUCGACAAGAUCAUCGCCAAGCUCCUCACGGUGCGCGACAAGCCGGUGCAGACCGAGGUGACGGACCUCGACAUUGAAGAGAUCAACGCGCUCUGCAAGCAUUGCCGGAACAUUUUCCUGGCGCAGCCCAUGCUACUCGAGCUCAACGUACCCAUGAACAUUUGCGGCGACACGCACGGCCAGUACUCGGACUUGCUGCGGCUCUUUGAGAUUGGCGGCUUUCCAGAGCUCAAGAACUAUCUCUUCCUCGGCGACUACGUCGACCGCGCCAUGCAGAGCAUCGAGACCAUCUGCCUCCUCUUCGCCUACAAGAUUAAGUUCCCCACGCGCAUGAGUCUCCUGCGCGGCAACCACGAGUGCGCGUCCAUCAACCGCAUCUACGGCUUUUACGACGAGUGCAAGCGCCGGUACAACGUCAAACUAUGGCGCACGUUUGCCGACUGCUUCAACUGCAUGCCGGUCGCUGCCAUUGUCGGCGACAAGAUUUUCUGCAUGCACGGUGGGCUCUCGCCAGAUCUGUACAAGAUGGACCAAAUCAAAAACAUCCGCCGGCCCACCGACGUGCCGGACGAGGGGCUGCUCUGCGACCUCUUGUGGGCCGACCCGGACGCCGACAGCCACGGCUGGACCGAGAGCGACCGCGGUGUCUCGUACAUCUUUGGCGCCGACGUCGUUGAGCAGUUCCUCGAUACGCACGACUUGGAUCUGGUCUGCCGCGCGCACCAGGUGGUCUCGGACGGCUACGAGUUUUUUGCCGGCCGGAAGCUCGUCACGAUCUUUUCGGCGCCCAACUAUUGCAACGAGUUUGACAACGCCGGCGGGAUGCUCGUCGUCGACGCCAACAUGUCGUGCUCGUUCAAGGUCCUCUGCUCCCAGGACGGAUAAGAGAGUAGGUCCUUUUGGUCUAAGGACAGAAUGACACGAUGCAACGA